This is a messenger RNA of Symbiodinium necroappetens, 379 nucleotides long. The record is from the annotation of a GenBank genome assembly. Lineage: Eukaryota; Dinophyceae; Suessiales; Symbiodiniaceae.
GAAUCUCGAGGCCCCAGUGCCCAAAUGCUAUGGCCCAGAUGGGAAGUGCGGGCACGCCACGUCGACAGGAAGUUCCGCGAGAGCGACGAGUUCAGAGGGACUUUCCGGAGGAGAAGAUCCAGUCCUUGCCAAGAUCCUUCAGAAGUUCUUCGACAACGCGAAGGACGGCUACAAGAAGGAUGCCGACCAAAGGACUCCCGACUACGAGACGCUGAAGAACAAAGCGGCUGUGGUCUCGUACGACAUCAACCUGAAGCGACGCGAUGUGGAGAUAGACAGCGACACCGACGGCAACAGGAUGUCCAGCAGGGCUCGCGUGGAAGAGGCCGAGGGCAAGGACACCGCGGAUGGACAGGACCUCCUUGGCGUGACUGCCUGA